GGUAAACCAUUGCACCGCCACUCGGCUUAAUAAUUCCUAUAAACUGCACUGAAUAAUUAUAUGACUGAUAAUUAACCAUAUAAACUAAUCAAGGUCAUUCUGCACAUAAGAAGAGUUCCAUUCAUCUGCUGGAAGUUCUGCAUACCUGAUAAAACAUGGCCUCGAGCUCUUUGGGCAGGAGACUGGUGGCGUGUCUCCUCAAUGUUUCUGAAGCUCGCAGGAAGGAUCUGGUGGAGACGGUGGCCAAAGCAGCGUUGUACAAUACUGAAGGUGUGAGGCGUGAGGGGACCACGGUGUUAAACAUCUUUAAUGAUUAUGACUACAACCGCUCUGUCAUCACUAUUGUGUCCAGCAUCGACUCGAUCAGGGAGGCGAUCCUGUGUGCAUGCGAGAAGGCGUGUGGGUUGAUUGACAUGCAAACUCAUACAGGAGUCCAUCCAUGCAUGGGCGCUGUUGACCUCAUACCCAUCUACCCACUGGGGGAGGAGGUGAGGGCAGAGGACUGUACUAAAGAGGCGCUCGCUGUGGCUCAGGGACUUACAGAGAGGGUCCGGGGCACCAGUGCCUUCCUGUUUGGCUGGGCAGACUUACCCUUACAGCGAGGGCUGGCGCACAGGAGGAAGGAGAUGGGCUGGUUCAAGAAGAUGCCAGACCUGCGGGCGAUCAGGGCCGACGUGGGGCCGCAGCCACAGAAACGAUUCGGCCUCACAGGUGUCGGGGCAGGUCCCUACGUCAUGAACUGCAAUGUCACAAUUGACACCCAGGACGUCUCUUUGGGGCGCAGCAUCGCCAAAGCCAUCAGGGAGUCGACGCCGGGAGGCCUGCCUGGAGUGCAGGUGCUGGCCCUACCACACAGGGGCGCUGUGGAAAUCGCUUGUAAUGUGGAAAGCGUGAAGGGGACCCCGCCAGAUCACCUCACCGCAGGUGAACCCUGGCCGUCUUUCAGCAUCGGCGGCGAGUCGUACUGUCACGCUCCGGCUUCCCUCAUCACGGCGAGGGUCGCCGAGCUGGCAGGGAGACAGGGGGUCAGCAUGAAGGGCACGGCCUUGGUGGGGUUCACCCCCCGUGAUUGCAGGGGCCUAGCAGAGUAUGCUCUGUCUCAGGGGAUUGCCGAGUUCUGGAAAGAGCAGCGCAGGAUCCGCAUGUGAAAACAAAAACUAAAGUCGAUAAUCUGUGAUAGAUUCCGCUUCCGUUACCAUGGAAACUGACUGUUAUUGAGCCCUCAGGUACCACCGGUGCUCCUUUAUGUUCUACCGCUGCACAAAUACAGUUUAUAGCAUCAAUAGUUUUUCUAUUUGAAGUAAUGUUUGAGUCAGGAGGUCUUCACUUUCAGGGUUCUCAGAUUUAGAUUUAUGAACCUCUGUGUUUCCCCAGAGCAGGACGAACCCCUGAUAUAGCAAUAUAUCAUAUUCCUCUCCCUGUGAUAUGUCAUCAAUACACUAAACUUUAUUAAUAAAACAUGAGGCAUUCUGUUGCAUCAUCUCCUCCCAGUUUGACCUACAGAGUCACUAUUUUGUGACUCCUCGCUGUGGUGCCUGUUAAAUAAAUGAGCAAAAAAGUCAGUCAGAAGAACUGAAAAAACAGAUAAACUCACCGAGAGAAACUGAAACAUUGAGUGAUGACUGAUCAGUUUGUGUGAUUACCUUUAGACUAAAAACAUCACAUUUAAUAAAAAGUU
This is a messenger RNA of Maylandia zebra (zebra mbuna), 1678 nucleotides long. It is a transcript of the gene ftcdnl1, whose product is annotated as formiminotransferase cyclodeaminase N-terminal like 1. Lineage: Eukaryota; Metazoa; Chordata; Actinopteri; Cichliformes; Cichlidae. Gene Ontology annotation, molecular function: transferase activity; folic acid binding. The record is from RefSeq and is a predicted model, not a curated record.